CCCGACCAGGCCUGUGGUGCAAAAACCACAUGUUUGAACUGCGUACGGUUGGGGAGCUGUUUUGCCACGAUUGUUAGCCAGAGCUUUCGACCUUAUAUGGCAGCAGAAGAGGUCACAGAUAAAUCAGAAAACGCAAUACUUACGCCUCCAUCUUCCGCCAAAUCCAGAAGACGAGUUUCAAAGUUAGCCAUUCGGGUGUUGUGGGAAGUACGCUUGAUUCCCAUGACAUUGCUCUCAAAUCCCCCAGACCCAUACACAGCACUGUACCAGACCUGA
Molecule: messenger RNA, 276 nt
Organism: Rasamsonia emersonii CBS 393.64
Lineage: Eukaryota; Fungi; Ascomycota; Eurotiomycetes; Eurotiales; Trichocomaceae
Exons: 1
Source: RefSeq, a predicted model, not a curated record